ACGAACGAUAAAAUUUUUUAGAACAUACAACCCAUGAAACUGACACUCAGCCACCACAUAAUCGUAGCAUUGGUGUCAAUUUCCGUAAUCAUGUUCGUUUUUUACCAGGCCAGGACGAUAAAAAUGCAGGAUGCUCUCAAAAUGAUUUCAUCCAAGUUGGACACGCUCGAAAAUCUCAUUGGACUGAUAAAAAUCAGCGAAAACGAUUCCGAACCGAUUCCUUCCAAUGUGAUCAAAGAGUUGGGCGGAUCAAAAAAGCAUCCUGUGGUUAUCAUUCCGGGCUUUGCAUCCUCUCAUCUUGAGAUAUGGAACAGCGAUGAUCAUGACUUGUGUUUCAAAAAAGUGUGGGGCUCUCUUGAUGGACUGAGACAUAUGCUGAUGGACAAGGCAUCAUUCCUGUCCCAUUUGAAGCUGAAGAGCAAUGGCAAUGAUCCUGAAAACAUAAAGGUGCGUGCAGGCAAGGGUAUAGAAUCGUGCUCGCACAUGCUGCCGGGAUACUGGGUGUGGUCCAAGAUUAUUCGGAGUCUUUCGUUGCUCAACUAUGAUAGUAACUCGUUGAUUGUGUUUCCGUACGAUUGGAGAAUUUCGUUUGAACAGUUGGAGCAGCGAGACGCGUUCUUUACCCGACUGAAGAACGAGGUUGAGAUGUUGUACCGGAUACACAACGAAAAGGUCGUGGUAUUGGGCCAUUCCAUGGGAGCAGUGAUUGCCCACUACAUGAUGCACUGGGUGGAAGAGAAAGAAAAGGGAUGGUGUGACAGGUAUCUCCAGGGACUUGUUAACAUAGCAGCGCCACAGCUAGGGGUUCCUCGGUCGUUUACAGCGAUAAUGUCGGGAGAUUGGGGCGUGCAGACCACCUCAAGGUUCAACUUUUUGAAGAUUUUUUUCUCGCAGUCCGAGCGGGCCGUUCUGCUUCGGAACUGGGAGAGCGUCAUGAAUUUACUGCCAAAGGGAACGAACAGGAUAUGGAAACAUUUUAUUGGGCGGUCUGCAAAGAUGAAUGGGCGAGCACAAGAACAAUCGCAGGAGGAAAGCAAGAACAAACAAACCGACGUACCGCUGGUCAGGUUCACCGACAACAGCGCACGUAUCUAUGUUGAGCAGAUAAUUCAUUUUGUCAAGGUUCUUCUGGGAAGAGACAUUACCAAAAUAAAGUACUUCGAUCCCACAAAGACGCAGCUACCAAAAGCACCGGAGAUGACGAUAUAUUCAUUUUACGGGAUAGAUAGCGAGACAGAGGGUGGAUACUGCUACAAAACGGCGGGUCAAACGCUCAACAACAGAGGCAUACCCUAUUUUAUCGACCGAGAUGCGUAUGACGAAGACAUGAGAUGCAGAAAGGGCGUAUUUGUGGUGAAUGGAGAUGGAACCGUUCCUCUGAUCUCGUUGGGCUAUAUGGGGCGAAAGGGAUGGAAAAACGAACAUAUCAAUCCGGGAAAUGUUAGGACCAUCGUGAGGGAGUACAGGCACAGACCUGUAAAUCUUUUGAAGGACCUGCGUGGUGGCCCAAGUUCGGCUGGUCAUGUUGACAUAUUGGGCAACACAAAUCUCAUAAUUGAUGUUCUCAGGAUUGUCAGCGGUACAGGCGAGGUCAGUGACAGGGUUUACAGCGAGCUUGACGAGAUAAUUAGAGACAUUGAGGAUGAAGAAAAAUCAAUAUGAAAAAAUUAAGUUUAUUUUGUGAAACGGAUUGUGGUCUGCGACCGUUUGCUGUGUUUGUUAAAGUUUGAUAUGCAGAUUUCAUCUUAGUUUGUGAACGAUCUCAGUUCGCUGAAAGCGCUAUGUUUGAUCUAUGAGGGCAUUGCUACUCAAUAUUUUGCACAAAUAUGGUUCGUUCGAUAUUUGCAAGCGUGCUAGAAACGUUGUUCUACCGUCUUAAAACCAAGGAAACGAACAAGACACCGUUUUUGUGCUAUGCCAGUAAUGAUAGAUUUUGGCUACAACUAACAAAAAGUAUACGGUAGAGGAAUGUCCUCCAACUUAACAUAAUGCUGCUAAUCCCUAUAUCGUGUCACGGUAAUGUCACAGCACCCAUAGAUGUUACAGAUGUAUUUGUAUCAAGCCUGAUUAGAUUAGAUGUUAAUCUCACAGAACGUGUGUUGGCCUGUGGCGGCAGAAUAUCUUAAAUGCGGUUUAUUUGUGCAAAAACAAGUGAUUAAAG
Vavraia culicis subsp. floridensis is the source of this 2161-nucleotide messenger RNA. RefSeq lists its product as uncharacterized. Gene Ontology annotation, biological process: lipid metabolic process. Gene Ontology annotation, cellular component: cytoplasm. The transcript has a single exon. Bases 34 to 1662 code for a protein of 542 amino acids. The record is from RefSeq and is a predicted model, not a curated record. NCBI's taxonomy places the organism in Eukaryota, Fungi, Microsporidia, Pleistophoridae.